Molecule: messenger RNA, 4611 nt
Organism: Amyelois transitella
Lineage: Eukaryota; Metazoa; Arthropoda; Insecta; Lepidoptera; Pyralidae
Gene: DNApol-alpha180
Product: DNA polymerase alpha catalytic subunit
Exons: 11
Coding region: 95-4570 (1491 amino acids)
Biological process (GO): lagging strand elongation; leading strand elongation; DNA replication
Cellular component (GO): alpha DNA polymerase:primase complex
Molecular function (GO): single-stranded DNA binding; DNA-directed DNA polymerase activity; pyrimidine nucleotide binding
Source: RefSeq, a predicted model, not a curated record
UGAAGAUCUUUGAUUUUUCCGCAUCUUAUUUUGUUUAUUAUUACAUUAAAUUAAAUUAAUGAUAAAAAGAACUAUAAAUUAUUAAAGUUAGAAAAUGGCAGACUCUCUUGCUGUCCAGAGAUCUAAGCGGCAGAAAGUAGAUAAACAUGGUCGAUUGUCUGCUUUUGAGAAGCUAAAACAGCUAAAAGGCAAAGGCGUUAAACAUAAGUACGAUGUAGACGAGUUAGAAAAUGUUUACGAUACCGUUGAUGAAAAAGAGUACACGGACAGAGUCCUCCAACGUCAGGACGAUGAUUGGAUUGAAGAUGAUGGAACCGGGUAUGUAGAAGAUGGUCGUGAAAUAUUUGAUGAUGACGAUGAGAUCGAAGACACAUAUGUGGCCACCAACAACAAAGAGACAGGGAGGGGUCAGAAGAGGAAAGCCAGAGUUGCAGCCCCUGCAUCUUCUAAGGGGAACAUUAGGAAUCUGUUGGGAUCAAUGCCCACCAAAAAGAAAGAGGAUGUGAAAAUAUCAGAAGAUAAUAUUCUGUCGGACAUUAUGUCAGACCUAGAUGGCAGUGCAGCCUCCCCGGUGGUGAAGCCAAAGCCCUUGGUCAUGAGGACCAACACUGUGGAGUCCAGCAAGAGAGAUGCUCAAAACUACUUCAAAAGCCUUGCCUCUUCUGUCAAGAAACCAACACCUCCCAUCAGUAAUGGUCAAGCAAAACAAAAAAUUGAAAACAUUGAUAAACCGAACAACAUACCCACCGAAACUGAUAAAGCAGAAAAGCCAGUCAUAAAGAAAACUGAAUGGAAAAUAGAAAAAGAAAUAAAACAAGAACUUGAAGACUCGGCCACCCAAAACAUAGAAGAAUUUGACACUCAGGAGAUGGUAUUUGACGAUGACUUUAGCAAUGAUAAUGGAGCAGCUACAAAAGACGCUCAUGUAGCUAAAAAAGCCAAAAUUAAAGAGGAACCUAUCAGUAAUACUAUAACAGAUGUAGCAGAUGAGUUUUUAAAUGAUGAUUUUGAGAUUUUCCCAUCCAAAGAGGAAUCGCCAAAAGAAUUAAAACCUUUGUCAAGCACAUGGGGUGAAGUAGGAGACCAACAAGUCCAAGCAGCUGUCAUGAGUGAUGGUCAACUGCCUCUCAACACUAAUGAGGAUGGGGAGAAGUUCUUAAGGUUUUAUUGGCUGGAUGCAUGGGAGGACAAAUAUGUGAAGCCAGGAGUAGUGUAUCUGUUUGGGAAGGUGUAUGCCAAGCCUGGAGAUAAGAAGGCUGGCUGCUUGUCUUGUUGUGUUGUGGUGAAGAAUGUAACAAGACAAAUGUUCCUUUUACCUAGGGAAUAUAAACUAGAUCCAGUGACCUUGGAGAACACAGAUAACGAGGUGACCAUGAUGGACGUGUAUGAAGAGUUCAACAGCUCUGUGGCGAAUGAGCUCGGUCUCAAAGAGUUCAAGUCCAGGAAGAUCACCAAGAACUACUGCUUCAACUUGCCUGAUAUACCAGCGCAGUCAGACUAUCUUGAAGUCAAGUAUUCUGCCACUUUCCCGCCGCCUCCAUCCGGCAAGAAAUACUUGACUUUCUCACACAUAUUUGGCACAAACACAUCUUCUCUGGAGACAUUCCUACUCGACAGGAAAAUCAAGGGGCCUUGCUGGCUCGAAAUCAAAUACCCAGAGAAUGCGCUGGCUAAGGUAUCGUGGUGCAAGUUAGAAGCAGCGGUUGAGAAAAUGGAGCACAUAACCGUCAGCAAAAACAACGCAGACAUAGAGCCGCCGCCGGUCGUCGUGGCUACUAUAAAUAUGAGAACCACAACAGACCUGAAGACGAGGAAAGCAAAAAUUGUAAUGAUAAGUUGUUUGAUACACAACCAGUUUCCCAUCAACAAGCCGCCACCGAACCCUCCUUUUCAGCAACAUUUCUGUGUAAUGACAAAAUGCAACGAAAUCUGGCCGUUGGACUUGAAGCAGGCAUUUCUUCAAUACAAAGCCACGAAACUUAAUAAAUGCGACUCAGAGAGAGAGCUACUUAACUAUUUCAUGGUGCAAUUCUGGAAGGCAGAUCCCGACUUGGUUGUAGGGCACGAUUUACCGGGAUUCCAACAAGAUUUACUAAUUGGGAACAUCUUAGACCUACACAUACCAAAUUGGUCGAGGUUAGGAAGGCUGAAGCGAUCUGUGGCGCCUCAGCGAAAGUUCGCAUCGAAAGACGCCUUUUUGGGCCGCCUCGUUUGCGAUAUUAAAAUAUCGGCUAUGGAACUUAUACGGGCUAGAAGUUUCGAUCUCAACACGCUAUGUGUAGAUGUUCUGAAAAUGAAAGAAGGAGAACGUGUGGACGUCGCGAUUGAAGACCUGCCUCGCUAUUACGAAAACAGCAGAAAUUUGCUACAACUCGUAUCUUUGAGCAUGCAGGACGCUUCGUAUAUACUGAAGAUAAUGUGCGAACUGAACGUCCUUCCGCUAGCUUUACAAAUUACACAAAUAGCUGGCAACGUCAUGUCUCGAACUCUGAUGGGAGGCAGGUCUGAGAGGAACGAAUUUUUGUUGCUACAUGCAUUUACUGAAAAGAAUUUCAUUGUACCAGAUAAAGUGUAUGGAAAGAAAACUGUCAACAUUGAUGACGAUAAUGAAGAUGGAAACACUGAGAAUGUCCCUAAAAAGCAAGCUAAGAAAAAAGCAGCAUACUCUGGAGGCUUAGUACUAGAUCCCAAAAAAGGGUUUUACGACCAAUUAAUAUUACUAAUGGAUUUCAAUUCCUUAUAUCCCAGUAUUAUUCAAGAAUACAACAUAUGUUUUACGACAAUAAAAAGAAAGAGUGCCGCGGCUACUGACGAUGAUAUAGCUAAUCUUGUGUUGCCCGCCCCUAACACUGAGUUCGGUGUCCUGCCCACACAAAUUAGAAAACUUGUCGAAAGCAGAAGAGAGGUGAAGAAGCUGAUGAAAUCUGAUUUACCUACAGAACAAUAUAUGCAGUACAACAUUAGACAAAUGGCGCUCAAACUUACUGCAAACUCUAUGUACGGUUGUUUAGGUUUCACUCAUUCGAGGUUCUACGCGAAACCUCUAGCGGCACUUGUCACUAUGAAGGGUAGAGAAAUCCUCAUGGAUACCAAAGAAAUAGUACAAAAGCUGAAUUAUGACGUCGUUUAUGGUGAUACAGACAGUUUGAUGAUCAAUACAAACUGCCUAGAUUACGAUUCAGUAUUUAAAAUAGGUAAUGAUUUAAAGAGGGAAAUCAACAAAAAGUACAAACAGAUUGAACUGGACAUCGAUGGCGUGUUCAGGUAUUUACUACUGCUGAAGAAAAAGAAAUACGCAGCGGUGAUUAUGAACAAAAAUAAGAACGGCACAUUCGUUUACACUCAAGAACACAAGGGGUUAGAUAUAGUGAGGCGAGAUUGGUCGCAGCUGGCGGCAGAGGCCGGGAAAUUUAUUUUGAGUAAGAUUCUGUCAGAGCUAUCUGCUGACGAGAGAUUGGAAACUAUUCAAACAUAUUUAGGUAAAAUAAAAGAAGAUCUAACAAAUGGCAAAAUGCCACUGUCUAUGUUAACCAUAACUAAACAAUUGACCAAGCAUCCUAACGAAUAUGCAGAUAAAAAUUUACAACCUCACGUUCAAGUGGCUUUAAGACUGAAUAGUAAAAAUAGUAGAAGGUUCAAAAAAGGAGACAUAGUGCCUUAUAUAAUUUGCGAUGAUGGUACAGGAAGGUCAGCUGUACAGAGGGCAUACCACAUAGAGGAGUUGAAAAGUUCUGACACCCUGAAAGUAGAUAAUAAUUAUUAUUUAGCGCACCAGUUGCACCCUGUCAUAUCGAGAAUAUGCGAGCCUAUAGACGGCAUGGACCCUGCUCGAAUCGCGGACUGGCUCGGGCUGGAUCCGUCCGGUUACAAGCAAAUGCUGAAGAGGCAAGACAACAACACAGACACAUUCGAGGUGGAGAACGAGCAAGAAAAGUAUAGACAUUGUAAAGAUUUCGUAUUCGUGUGUGUCAAUGAGGGUUGUAAGACGGAGAAUAGGAUAAGGGAGACAUUUGUGAAAGGGGAUAAAGAUAGUGUCUGUUUCUUGGAGCGCUGUCAGAACGAGAAGUGCGGCGUGAGGCCGAUGGACUACGUGGCGUGUGUUCAGAACCAGCUGAGCCUGCAGAUCCGCCAGUGCCACGGGCAGUACUACGCGGGCUGGCUGGCGUGCGAGGACCCGGCGUGCGCGCUGCGCUCGCGCCGGCUGCCGCGCGCCUUCGCGGGCGGGCGCCCGCUGUGCCCCCAGUGCGAGAAAGGUGUCAUGUUCAGGGAAUACACGGAGAAAGACCUGUACCUGCAGAUCAACUUCUUUAUGUUCCUUUUCGACCUCAGCAAAAAUAAUUCCAAAAUAAAAGUGCCUCAUCAAGUGGCAGCAUCUCUGCAAGUUCUGAAAGAAACGGUGGAGGAUUGGCUGGCCCAGUCUGCGUAUUCCAUUAUAAACCUCUCGAAAUUGUUUAGAUUCUUCACAUUGGACCCCAAUUCAGGAAAUAAUCUGAAAUCUGAGCCCCUCGAGAUUGACAUAAUGCCAGAGACCGAACAAAUUGAUGCCUUGUUAGAAAUAGGUAUAUAUUAAGAGAACUGUUAUGAUUUUUUGUAAGUAAAUAGUAAUUAAGA